Colletotrichum phormii is the source of this 666-nucleotide messenger RNA. RefSeq lists its product as uncharacterized. Lineage: Eukaryota; Fungi; Ascomycota; Sordariomycetes; Glomerellales; Glomerellaceae. The transcript has a single exon. The record is from RefSeq and is a predicted model, not a curated record. Bases 62 to 550 code for a protein of 162 amino acids.
AACAGCUGUUUCCUUUCUCUGAGGUAUCCAUCCGUACGAUGUAUCUCAGCCUAGGCACUGAAUGACUCUCAAAGGAUCUCCGAGUUACAGUCGUGGGCAUGGCCGCAUCAUGCACCCUCCAAUAACCGCCCCCAAACGCGGUAGCGUCGCAUUUUCUCAUCUCUCUCGGCGCCUAUCCUCGUCCCUCCCAUCAAGUGGCCCUGCGAGCCCGCGUGUAUGUAUUGUCUCCCGUACAUGCAGCUUGUCACCCAAAUAUCCGUACUCUGUACCCACACCCCAAGGGUCGCAUAUCCGGUCAGUUGAGGGGAUGAGAUGCAAAGCAAGUAAGACGCAUCGCGUUCGCUUGGCCGCCGUUCAUGCCACCCACCCGCACCGCGCCCCCUUCUCACAUGGACAGCGUUUCCCGGGUCUUCCACCUCCCGGUUUCCCACCCCCAUCUCUGUUAGGUUCCGUCAUGUCUCGGCUCACCUGCCUGGUAGGGCUGGCUCGACGACACAUGCGCCGGCACAACGGGCGCGACUCUUGCAUAUGUGGUCGGUCUGACACAUGAGGCAUGGUAAUCAGUGCGGGCUUGGCCAUCAGGAGGAGUGUUGGGCUCUAGUCAAACUUUCCACCUAGAUCACUUUCAUGGCAUCAGUGUUUGGAGAACAUCUGAACGGAUCGUGG